Molecule: messenger RNA, 595 nt
Organism: Suricata suricatta (meerkat)
Lineage: Eukaryota; Metazoa; Chordata; Mammalia; Carnivora; Herpestidae
Gene: ATOX1
Product: antioxidant 1 copper chaperone
Exons: 4
Coding region: 81-305 (74 amino acids)
Biological process (GO): copper ion transport
Cellular component (GO): cytosol
Molecular function (GO): metal ion binding; copper chaperone activity
Source: RefSeq, a predicted model, not a curated record
CUUGUCUGAAGGAGCAUCUGCCUCCAAGAUGGCUUCCUCACAUAGCUGUUGACUCAGUUCCUCACCAUGAUGUCUUCAAGAUGUUGCAGCCAGGGGUACCUGGGAAACACGAGUUCUCUGUGGACAUGACCUGUGAAGGCUGCUCCAAUGCGGUCAGUCGGGUGCUCAACAAGCUGGGAGGAGUUGAGUUUGACAUUGACCUACCCAACAAGAAGGUUUGCAUCAACUCGGAGCACAGCGUGGACCUUCUACUGGAGACCUUGGGAAAAACAGGAAAAGCUGUUUCCUACCUCGGCCCCAAGUAGCAAGGGCCUGGACCCCUGGGCCCAAGAUGGACAAGAGGGGGCAGGUUGGAUGCUUAACUGGCUGAGCCGCCCCGGAGCCCCGUACAUGUAUGAUUUUUUCCACACACUCAUGAAACCGUCAUCACAACCAAGACAGCGACUAGAUCACCUCAGAAGAUUCCCUCAAGUCCUUUGGGAAUCCCUCCCACCCCUCUCUCCACCUCAAGCAACUACCAUUCUGCUUUCUGCCAUAAUUACUGUAGUUUAAAUUUUCUAGACUUAAAUAAAUGCAAUCAUAUAGUAUAUACUCA